AUGGCUGUGGGCUCAAAACCAAAGGCAGCUCUCGUGGGCCCUCACUGGGAGCGGGAGAGGAUCUGGUGCUUCCUGUGCUCCACGGGCCUUGGCACCCAGCAAACGGGGCAAACAUCCCGCUGGUUACGGCCGGCCGCAACCCAGGACCCUGUCUCUCCUCCUCGCAGCCUCCUGAUGAAGCAAAGGAAGUUUCUGUACCACUUCAAAAACGUCCGCUGGGCCAAAGGUCGGCACGAAACCUACCUGUGCUACGUGGUGAAGCGCCGGGACAGCGCCACCUCCUUCUCCCUGGACUUCGGCUACCUGCGGAACAAGUCCGGCUGCCACGUGGAGUUGCUGUUCCUGCGCUACAUCUCCGACUGGGACCUGGACCCGGGCCGCUGCUACCGCGUCACCUGGUUCACGUCCUGGAGCCCCUGCUAUGACUGCGCGCGGCACGUGGCCGACUUCCUGCGCGGGAACCCGAACCUCAGCCUUCGCAUCUUCACGGCACGCCUGUACUUCUGCGAGGACCGCAAGGCCGAGCCCGAGGGGCUUCGGCGGCUGCACCGCGCGGGUGUGCAGAUAGCAAUCAUGACCUUCAAAGACUACUUCUACUGCUGGAACACCUUCGUGGAGAACCACGAGAGAACGUUCAAGGCCUGGGAGGGGCUGCACGAGAACUCCGUUCGCCUGUCCAGGCAGCUGCGGCGCAUCCUGCUGCCGCUCUACGAGGUCGACGACCUGCGCGACGCCUUCCGCACGCUGGGUCUUUGAACGCCGCCGCCAGGAGCCGCGCGCGCAUCUCCGGGAGCGCGAGGACGCCACCGGAGCCCCACACCUGCUUUCGCCCUCAGUCGCACUUCCUUGGAGCGCGGAGGGGAAAUGUUCGGACAGGACGGCCUAACACACCCGCGUCUCGCAAAGGCCGGAAGCGCUUGGCCAGCAGGGGGCGCGGGCGGCGCAGGCCCAACGCGGCGUCGCCCCCUGCCGGGAAGCGCGGGAACUGCAGGGCCCCGUGAAGCGCGCCGAGGCGUCUGGGUGUCUGAGUCACGCGAUCCUGCUACUGACGCCCGGUGAGCAAACCGGGACCCGGCGCCCCGACCCCCACAGCACUCGUGCAUGCUCGUGCUUCUGUGUUUGCACGGCAGAGGCCUGGGAGGUGGGGCGUACACUGGGCGUGAGUCACGCGAGGAGCGCCACGGCCCUAAUCCCAGCACUCGGGAGGCCAAGGCAGGAGGAUCGCCUGGACUUCGAGGCCAGCCUGGGCUACAUACGGAGACUUUGUCUCAAAAGUAAAGGAACAAAAGACAAACGUAAGGCGCCGUGGGAUGAGCGGGUGUCUCUGCAGCAGCCUCCUUUGGAGGCGCAGACGCCUAAGCCGGCCCGCAGACACCCGCAGGCCGGAACUCGGAAGGAAAAUCUCUUCUCUCACGGGGCUGCUGACCCAACCAGGCCAGGGUUUUCUGCUUUCCUAUGUGUGAUGCUUUCCCCAGCUCGGUAAGAAGCAGACAGGAGCAGCAGCGAGAGGAAGGGGGCGCGGAGAGCCGCGGAGCAUGCAUGCACAGCGCAGGCGCAGGCGAGGGGAGAACGUUCCAGUAACCCCCGGGCAGUGUUGGCUAGCAACCGUGCCCCUCUGCAGGCACACUGCUAGGGGAGUGCCCACACGCGCGUGCACAGGAGCACGGGCCACCGUGAAUGAUCAAACCGGCGUUAUUCACGAGCGCCCAGAAGCGCAAACACUCAGAGCUCCAUCAAUUGAGAAGUGGAUUUUAAAAAGCGUGGUAUUGCUGAACAGUGGGGUUUUAUUCAACUAUAAAAGGGAAUAACGGCGGCGAUAUAGGCCUGUGUCCUGAGUUCGAGGCCAGCCUGGACUACAUAGAACUUGUCUCAAAAAAAAGGGAUGAAAUACUCAGUAGAACAUGGAUGGACUUACAAUACUGUGCCCUUUUUCUAUUUUAUUUUGAGACAGGGUCUCCCUAAGCCCGG
Messenger RNA from Heterocephalus glaber (naked mole-rat), 1968 nucleotides. It is a transcript of the gene Aicda, whose product is annotated as activation induced cytidine deaminase. Gene Ontology annotation, molecular function: zinc ion binding; cytidine deaminase activity; RNA binding. Gene Ontology annotation, cellular component: cytoplasm; P-body; nucleus. The record is from RefSeq and is a predicted model, not a curated record. NCBI's taxonomy places the organism in Eukaryota, Metazoa, Chordata, Mammalia, Rodentia, Bathyergidae. Gene Ontology annotation, biological process: defense response to virus; DNA cytosine deamination; negative regulation of single stranded viral RNA replication via double stranded DNA intermediate.